AUGGGGACCACGGAAGCCACGCUGAGGAUGGAAAACGUGGACGUGAGGGAUGAAUGGCAGGACGAGGAUCUGCCCAGACCUCUUCCUGAAGACACAGGGGUGGGGCUGCUGGACGGCGCCGCGGAAGACUCCUCCUCUCCUCCCUCCUCCCUAAACCUGGGCGGAGCACAUCGGAAGAGAAAGACGCUGGUGGCCCCAGAGAUCAACAUCUCCCUGGACCAGAGCGAGGGCUCCCUGCUGUCCGACGACUUCCUGGACACGCCAGAUGACUUGGACAUCAACGUGGACGACAUUGAGACACCGGAUGAGACCGAUUCGCUGGAGUUCCUGGGAAACGGAAAUGAGCUUGAGUGGGAAGACGACACCCCAGUGGCCACUGCCAAGAACAUGCCUGGAGACAGCGCGGACCUGUUUGGGGACAGCGCUGCGGACGAUGGCAGCGCAGCCAAUGGUCGCUUGUGGCGGACUGUCAUCAUCGGGGAGCAGGAGCAUCGCAUCGACCUGCACAUGAUCCGGCCGUACAUGAAGGUGGUCACCCACGGAGGGUACUACGGGGAAGGCCUCAACGCCAUCAUCGUCUUCGCAGCCUGCUUUCUCCCAGACAGCAGCUCCCCCGACUAUCACUACAUCAUGGAGAAUCUCUUCCUGUACGUCAUCAGCAGCCUGGAACUGCUUGUCGCUGAAGACUACAUGAUCGUGUAUCUAAACGGCGCCACGCCGCGGAGGAGGAUGCCAGGCAUCGGCUGGCUGAAGAAGUGUUACCACAUGAUUGACCGGAGACUGAGGAAGAAUCUGAAGUCUCUGAUCAUUGUGCACCCGUCAUGGUUCAUCCGCACCGUGUUGGCCAUCUCCCGGCCCUUCAUCAGUGUCAAGUUCAUCAGUAAGAUCCAGUACGUGCACAGCCUGGAGGAGCUGGAGCGACUCAUCCCCAUGGAGCACGUGCAGCUGCCCGAGUGUGUCCUGCAGUACGAAGAACAGAGACUCAGAGCCAAGAGAGAGAGCACACGACCACCGAUGCAGCCAGAGUUCCUCGUUCCCAGAUCUGAAGAAAAACCAGAGACGGUGGAAGAAGAGGACAGGUUAGCAGAAGUGACAGAAGACCAGGAAGCGAGCAUGUCCUGAUUUAACGGGAACCUGGAGAUGGACA
This is a messenger RNA of Arvicola amphibius (Eurasian water vole), 1147 nucleotides long. RefSeq names its product ATCAY kinesin light chain interacting caytaxin (gene Atcay). The transcript is spliced from 12 exons. The record is from RefSeq and is a predicted model, not a curated record. Gene Ontology annotation, cellular component: cytoplasm. Bases 1 to 1122 code for a protein of 373 amino acids. Gene Ontology annotation, biological process: apoptotic process. Lineage: Eukaryota; Metazoa; Chordata; Mammalia; Rodentia; Cricetidae.